Messenger RNA from Ruditapes philippinarum (Manila clam), 2727 nucleotides. RefSeq lists its product as uncharacterized. Lineage: Eukaryota; Metazoa; Mollusca; Bivalvia; Venerida; Veneridae. The coding region runs from base 493 to 1986 and encodes 497 amino acids. The record is from RefSeq and is a predicted model, not a curated record. The transcript is spliced from 2 exons.
AUUGUCUUAUUAUGGUUUACAUUUCUGCCAAGUAGUUUCAGUUUCCCUCCAUCUGUUAAAGAAUAUACAGACCUGACAAGAAAACCUGCUAACAGACGGAUAGCUUGUUCUUCCAUUAAAAAUGACCCAGCAGAAAAAAAAACAGCAAACAUUCUUUUUAUUUUGACAAUAUUUACCUUUUUUUCUAAAUACUUAACACCCCCAUCGCCCUUUUAGAAAAUGUUCUUAGAGAAUAUAAUGUUUUUUUUCAUAUGCAUAAAAAUUACUAGCUAAACAACUGAUAAUUUAAACGAAACUGCACUUUGGACUUUAAUGCAUUUAUCUAAUCUAGUACAUGUGUAUGACAAAAGACGUAACAUAACUUUGUAUCUAUCCAAUUUAACCUCUUAUUAGAUAAAAAUAAAAAUCUAAUCUGGAACAAACAGGUAUAUUUCAAAGUCAUUAUAAUUUGAAGGAUUUGGGACUCGAUACUGAAAUUUACCUAUAAGAAGAAUGUCACUGCAUCUAUUAGACCAACUGGCAGAAAUUAUGGCACAUGACCUAUCAGGGGUUACGUCUGAAUUCAUCUCAGUAAAACUAUCAGAGGUCAUGGCUGAUAUAGGACUAACCAGAAAUGUGAUAAGGAAAAGACGGAAGUCCUUUAAGAUAAUGGAGGUUGUCGACACAUCGGUUCUCAGAAUUCUGUCAAAGAAAAUAACCACCUACAAUCUGGGAAGUCAGUCAGAAGGAUCAACAACUGUCGAGCUUGAUUUAGAUAUUGAUACUCUUUUCAGUUAUCAUGAUUUAAUUGUGAUUCAAGAUUGGAAUAACAGAAUUGACGGUGCACAGAAUGUACUUAUGGUCCAAAAUGAAACCACAGCUCCUAGCCAUUGCUUGUUACAAGUUCAAUCAAGCAAUAUUUCGUUUCCGUAUCCUGAUACAACAUUUGAUGAACGAGAUUUUUUUAAAGAUGGGAAAGGGCGAUUGUUGUUGAAGAACACUUGUUUUAAUGACAAAGUAGUUGUCUAUAAUGAAAGGAAUGGCCCUGCACAUUCCUUUUGUGGAAAUCCAGCUCAAAAUGAUGAAGAUAAUGUAAUAGCAUGGCAUUGUAAUGAUUGGCCAAAGGAAGCUUGUUUUGUUAAAGAAGGUUGGCCUGCAGAAGAUAUAAAAAGAGAAUGUGAGGCUACAGGCUGUACCAUUGUACCAGUGAGCAGCAAACACAGUCAGUACAAGGACCUAGAAUGGAGAAUAUCAACUUGUCUGGCUGAGAGAUGCCUAAUGUUCAGUUUAAAUAUCACACAAAUGAGAUGUUAUGUCCUGAUGAAGAUGAUAAUCAAGACAUUCAUUAAACCAAAAUAUCCCAAAACUAUCUCAAGCUACAUAUGUAAAACUGUCCUUUUCCAUUGCAUACAUAAUGAAAGUUCAUUACGAUGGAAUGAGAAUCACUUAAUUCAGUGUUUAACAUCUUGCCUACAUCUUCUGAAAGUCUUUGUCAUGGCAGAAGAAUGUCCACAUUUUAUCAUACCUGGAAACAAUUUGCUUGCAGGGAAAAUUUCAGAAGGACUGAAAAAUAAUCUUGUUGCAGAUCUAACUGAGCUUCAGAACACUUUAAUAAAGCAUCUACUUAAAAUAUCUUGUGACUGCCUUGGCAUUAGAUUAUUUGUAAAACUAAAAGCAUCUGAAAAAAUUGGCAAUUUAGAAAAUACCUUGAUUCAUCCAAGAAAUAUUUGCCAAACAAUAUCACAGCAGCUUUUGAGAUAUAUUGCAGCACAAUUAAGUAUUCGUCACAAGAGCCUUUUACGGGAUAUGAUGCUAUAUGAUCGUUCCAGAUCACAAAUAUGCUUUACAUUUGCUGUGUCUACAUUGAAAGGUCUUUGCCAUAAAACAGAGAAUGAACUUGAAAAGUCAGCAUACAAACUCCUCAUACCUUUCAUGUGUUCAUCAUUAGCAUCAACUAUGGCAUCGAAUGAGCUUGAGGACAAGAAAGCUAUAUCAAAAGAACACUAGACAUGUUUUCUGAAGGUUCAAAUUCAGAUGUGUCAUCUGGAAAACUGAAGCUUGCAUCUGCUUUAUACUGCUCUGGUGCAUUGGUGGAGUCAAACAAUAUUCUCAAACAAAUAGAACAAAAAUAUGACACAUGUUUUGUUGAAAUUGUAUGCAAAUGCAACGACCACAAAGUACAAAGAAUACGGGAUGGAUUUGCAGAAAAAGCAGACACAGGCAAUGAAGAAUUAAUCAAAGAUAUCACAUCAUUUUGCGUUAGAUACCUGCCAACUGAGGCCAAAUGUGUUCCCCAUGAACUUAUCUAUGAAAUGUUCAGAUCCACAGAAGAAGAUAAGAAACACAGAAAAAGUGAUGACCGCUGGAUGGACUGGAUCGUGGUGGAUUCUCUCCCUUAUCUAUAUUUUCUUAGAUACAAAAUAUAUGGACAUCUCAAGAAAAAGCAAGAACAAAGAGAAGCACUUUUAAAGUUGGAUGUAACUGUUAAAACAGAGCUAAACCUUGGACACAGAGAAACAGCAUUCAAUUUACUAGGGCAAUGCAUGGAGCAAGAGAAACGCUAUGAUGAUGCCCUCCAAAUUUACAUUCAAUCUCUGAACAUACGUAACAGUAACAAUGCUGCAAAGAUUCAUAUAUGUAGAAUGAUUUCUACAUUGAUCAAUAGAAAAUUUUGCUGAAAACAGAACAUGAUAGGAAAGCAUGCAUGACCAUUCUUUGUACAUGAUAGUAAAAUUAAGGCCUGGAUAA